AUGGAGCUAGUGUAUUCACCUGAGACUGCAGACAUUCAGUCACAGCCUGCUUUCCCACUGUCUCCCUCUUUUAAUGAUCUUCCCACACUGGGUGAUGGCGAGUGUUACCAUGUCUUCAUUAGCUACAGCAGCACCGACUACCAGUGGACCCACUCCCUCAUCCACCAGCUGGAGUCCUUCGGCUUGCAGGUCUGCUACCAUGAGCGUGACUUCACUCCCGGCCGCGACGUGUUGGAAAACAUGUCCGACUGCAUCCAGGAGAGCCAGAAAGUCCUGCUGGUUCUCAGCCCAGAGUUUGUGAGGAGCCGCUGGUGUCUCCUGGAGGCCAACAUGUCUUUGUUCAGAGACUGCCUGCAGAGGAAACCCAUCGUCCCAGUGCUGCUGGAGCCAGGAGUCUCUGUUCCUCUCCACCUUUGCCACCUCAAGUACCUGGAGGCCAACGACCCGGACUUCAAGACUAAGCUGCUCAAGGUGCUCUGCACCCCCAACCAGCAGCUUCAAGGGUCCACUGUGGUGCCCUUCCAGCCUCCUUCUAUCUACAAUGGGAAGGCCCUGCAGCCUUUGAUUGCUGUCAAUGAUGAUGAACUCAAAGAAUGGAAUUGUGCUCAGUUCAGUGACCUGGAGGUGCCAGACCAACUGCGCCUGAUCAUUGAGGACCACGAGAAGUACAGAAAGGCUGUUUGA
Anoplopoma fimbria (sablefish) is the source of this 684-nucleotide messenger RNA. RefSeq lists its product as uncharacterized. The record is from RefSeq and is a predicted model, not a curated record. Lineage: Eukaryota; Metazoa; Chordata; Actinopteri; Perciformes; Anoplopomatidae. Gene Ontology annotation, molecular function: transmembrane signaling receptor activity. The transcript has 2 exons. Gene Ontology annotation, biological process: immune response; toll-like receptor signaling pathway; inflammatory response. The coding region runs from base 1 to 684 and encodes 227 amino acids. Gene Ontology annotation, cellular component: membrane.